AGAAACGGGCCCCUGGCCUUUAUUGACUAGGCAACAAUAAGUUGCUAAUAAAAACAAAUAAAAAGAGGAAGUGCAAUGUAGAUAAAAUAUGACAUUAGUGAAAUGUGAUCCACAUUCUGAUGAAGGAAAUUUACAACGAGAUUGUGCAGAAAAGGAUAAGGUGGCAAAGCCAGCAGUUCAGGAGGGGAAGCACAGGACACCUUAGCCUGACUGGAAGUUCAUAGUUGAGACAGGAUCAGAAAACAACGAGAUUGUCAGUACUAAGCAGGGAUUGGCCCGCGAGCAAGCUCUCACGGCACCAGCGGCAAAUCAAGUGAAAUGAGUUGUUGAACAAAGCGAGCAGGCAAGAGGGCCAGACACGAGUACAUGAGAGCCUACCUGGAAGUCCUUGUUUUUUGAAUACGAACGCUGCAUUUUGACUGGUGAAAAUGACGGAUCCUAUUCAUAAUGACAAAAACCAGCGUUACACUGGUGACGAUCAAACACAAACAUUGCGUCCGGGAAUCCAAAUGUGGGAUCUGUUCUCGAAACUUUUUGAAAACAUUUCAUCAAAACAAAUAAUCUAGUCGAUCUAAAACACAAACAAAAGGAAACUAAAAGCCUGCUGUGUUUGUUGACGUUUUGUUCAAUUUCGAUUGGCUAAUAAUUUCACAUGUUUUAAAGCUAGCGACGUCCGACAAUGCCGUCCGACAAGCUUCCAUUUCGUGCCGGCUCGCAGCGCAUGAGAGUUAAGUGGGAACUGACACAGAAUAGGGGUGGGACAGAGCAUGCUGUGAUCACGUGUUGACACGACUGGCACACGAGUUUCAAGCAUGAAAGAGAAUCAAACGCUUAUUUACAGUUAGACAUUAACCCCGGCCUAUUGCAUAUUAAUUGUCGUGAGAUGCCAUUAAUGGCCUUGAUGUCGAGCAGAAAGUCCAAGGUGGGACAGAGCAUGCUGGGAUCACAUGAUGACAUAUGAAGUGCAAAGAGCAACAGGAGAUUUAGCAUACAAGUUUCCACCCAGAGAAAUAAUUAUUUACAGUUAUAUUAAACCACAGCCUAUUGCAUACUAAUUUGUCAUGAUAUGACAACACUAGCGCCAAGCCAUUUUAAAAACUGCUUCGACCUCUUGCUAUAAAUUGUUGGAUGGUUGUUGAGUCUGGUCAAAUCACUAGGUGAUUUUUUUUUUGCUAAGAAACGCCGCAUAAAAAAUAGCGUCCUCUAAUAAGCAUUUCGCGUCGACGUCUUUAGCUGAGACGCCGCUGUAAUUUUCUUACACCCGCCACCUGAUUAAGCUUGUUUUUUGGCUGUGUGCGGCACAAGUUGACAAAAACAUUCACAAGGAAAAGUUUGGGUCGUUACGAAAAGUUUGCUUAAAAAAUGCCUUUAUUGCAGAAGAAGUGCGUGUCAUUCCGAAGUAGGUGUUUAAUGAUCACGGCAACAGUUCUCCUUCUUUUGGCUGGAUUCAUGCUGCUAUCAAACAGAAAACUUGACGGUAGGUUAGACAAUCAUUCGUUAUCAAACACGACUACCACACAAAAUGUUCCUGAAAAGUUCAUGGCCAGAGCUCGACUUCACCUCAUUGUCCAGAUUCCAGUGUUGAAUAUCACAAACGAACCAGGAAACAGGUGGCUUGUGAUGAGAAAAAGGGAGUACCUCUAUUGCCUCGGACGAAACCUGAUAAGUCCACAUGUUGAAAAAAUCCAUAUCUUCUGUGAAAACGGCGCGGAUCCUGAUGUCAUCAAGGCCCAGAAUUUGCGCGAGGACUGGAAAAUAAAUUUUCAUUUUCUUGGUCGGCGCAUGCGCUACAGAGAUGCCUUCCAGUACGCUUCGAACAAUUUGUUACGUAGAAAUGUAAUGAUAAUGAACGCAGACUGUUAUGUGGAUAAAGGGUUUGAGCGACUAAACGAAAGCAUUCUGAACAGGAAAACAAUGUACGCAUUGACCAGGCAUGAAACUUCCGAAAACGUGCGUCUCUGCAACGCCAAAGAUUUCUGUGGACCGACGGCAAUGUACCGUGGUUCCCACGAUGCAUUUCUGUUCAGGCUUCUCGUGCCACUUCCCUCUCAACUAUUAGAUAGCAUUGACUACCGGCCGAACAUAUUGGGCAUUGAACAAGUUUUGAUAUUUAACUUUAAAAAGUAUGUACAAUUUAAUGUAAAAAACCCGUGUAAAAUCCUGCGUGUUGUUCAUCAUCACUGCAGCAAAGUAAGAAACGAAACAGAGCGACGUAUUCAAGGACGACGAGUUGAUCGCUAUCUGCACGUCAGAAAAGAAACAGGCUGGGCAGCAUUCUCUGGUUUGUAAUGUAAUCUUUUAUUGUACUUGGUUCUGCUGAAUCUGCAAUCAGACUGUUCGGAGAUGGACAGCUUUGACGAAUAUAGUUAUAAGUUAA
Orbicella faveolata is the source of this 2377-nucleotide messenger RNA. RefSeq lists its product as uncharacterized. The record is from RefSeq and is a predicted model, not a curated record. Lineage: Eukaryota; Metazoa; Cnidaria; Anthozoa; Scleractinia; Merulinidae.